Aspergillus homomorphus CBS 101889 is the source of this 386-nucleotide messenger RNA. RefSeq lists its product as uncharacterized. NCBI's taxonomy places the organism in Eukaryota, Fungi, Ascomycota, Eurotiomycetes, Eurotiales, Aspergillaceae. The record is from RefSeq and is a predicted model, not a curated record. The coding region runs from base 1 to 342 and encodes 113 amino acids. The transcript is spliced from 2 exons.
AUGGCCACUGCUCAAUCCAGCGCUCUCGCGACCGUAGAAAUUCUCGAGAGUAUCCUCCUGCACCUCGACAUCCAGUUCAUCCUAACCUCGGCGCAGCGGAAGUCCGAACGGAAGGAGGAAACCGGACCGUACGGCGUCACAUCACGGUGGGACCUCGACGACCCGGCGCAGAAGGCGUGUUUCACGCGCCGCACAGCCAGCUGGCGGCGGAUGCUGGUGCGACAGCCGCCCAUUCUGGGAGCCAUCUUCUUCAAGCACACGCCGUAUGACAAGACGAAGAUCGACAGAAUCGACCUAUGUCUACGGCCUAUUCCUUUUAUGCGCUGGUCUUCCGUCAAGUAAGCAUGCCACAGAUUCUAAGCUCGUUAGUAGUAGGAGGAAUAAUC